Molecule: messenger RNA, 2682 nt
Organism: Ooceraea biroi (clonal raider ant)
Lineage: Eukaryota; Metazoa; Arthropoda; Insecta; Hymenoptera; Formicidae
Gene: qsm
Product: Zona pelucida superfamily protein qsm
Biological process (GO): anatomical structure morphogenesis
Source: RefSeq, a predicted model, not a curated record
UCUCGCGUGCUCGAACGGGGAAUAUCGUUCGCGCGUUUCCAACAAGGCCCAAGACUCGGGACGGUCCUCGGGACUUUCCAUCGAACUCUUACUUGCGAAAAACGUAAAAUUCCACUUUUGCGGUUUCUCUCGAACGCGCGGACGGACAGUGAGGGGCGAGAGAGAGAGAGUUCCUGCGUUAAAGUCGAGCGCGUUCGGCUAAAUGAGAGUCCCUCGCGGAUAAUAGGAAGACACGUCUCUCCUCUUUCCCGUUUUACCUUCCGUCCUUCCUUUCCUCUUUUCUUUUUUCCUCCUGCAUCUAUCUGUCCUCGACCGCGGAUCGCGAGUGCACAAUCCGCGGGCGUUUCGUAAUUACCCGGGGAACGGACAUGGCCGACCGUUUCUGGAGACUGGCCCUGUGCUGGAUAUGCAUCGUCGAGUUUGCACGCGCCAACGUGCAAAGCAAAGUAAGAUGUACCGAGCAGAUGAUGGAAGUGGACAUAGUGAGGAGUAGUCCGCAGGCGAAGAUAUAUCUGCAACAAUUCAAGCAUUUUCCAGAUGAGGCCUGUAAGCCGCAAUUUCACGAUGGUGUUGCCACAUUCAAAUUAUCGCUGUUAGAGCAGGACAUGUUACGAUGCGGUAUCACGAGAGUUCUCAACAAAGUCACGGGUCAGAAAAUGUAUUAUCACCGGGUGAUAGUGGAAGAGCCUGCGGAUGCCAGUAAGCAUACAUUCACCGUGAAAUGCGUAAUCACCGAAGUCGUUGUGGAGCCAGAGAUCGCCAUCGCGGCCAAUCACACGGCGGUACGGCGAAGCGUCCUUCCGGCGGGCUUUCAGGAACCUGAAGUGAUCGACAUACAUGAUGAAAUUUCGGGAGCAGCGCCGGUUCCCAUUCUCGGUGUAGGAGUCAGACAAGGUGGUACCUUGGUGACCGGUGAACUCAAUGUCAGCCCUGGUACGCCGUUGCAGAUGGAAAUAUUUUUGGACAACGAUUCGGCUCCGAUCUAUGGCCUGUUGGUGACAUAUAUGCUGGUUACCGACACUAAGACGCAGGAGGAAACGAUUAUUAUUAAUGGGUGCUCAGUUGACCCUUAUUUGUUUGAAAAUUUCAACACUGUAGAUGGUGACUUUCUGACGGCAAAAUUCCGAGCUUUCAAGUUUCCGGAAAGCACUUAUGUACAGUUCCGCGGUACCGUUAAUGUCUGCUUGGAUAAAUGCCCAGGGAUCGAAUGCAGUAACGGCCAAGUCGGUUUCGGCAGAAAGAGGCGAGCCAUUGAGAUGUCAGGGACCGACAAGAACAAAUUGUUCGAAGUAACCAUGUCGACGUUCAUCAAGGUCGAUUCCGCGGACGACGUCAUGAUCGAUCAAGUGCUCUCGGAGUUUAUCAGGAAGGGGAAGAACAGGACGCACACGAAAGAAAGAGCGGUAAUCGCUGAAGAAGUUAGAGAGCAAUCCAGCCCGACGACUAUCAGAACGUACGAGAGGACCUUUCUCGCGGAAGAGAUCAAGGAACAGUUUAAAUACAAAGUCACCGAAGUGGUAGUUAAUUGCUCUUCGCGUAGUACUCUCAGUCUGAGUCUUCUCCUGAUCCUCCUUUGCUUUUAUAAAUUCCUAUAGGCAAUGAGACCCCGAUAUUUUCCGACAGAUGAUCACUAAUUGUAAAUAACACGCAAUCUGAGACACAUUCGUUGAAAGUGUAACGGAAAAUAAGACGAGUAUCGCUUUUGAGAACGAUUAAUUAACUCACUGAUGAAUAAUCAGGAUCUCGAUUACAAUAACAGCGGCUCACUAAUUACGCAAAUCCUGAUCAAGUGAUUGUCGACUGUACAUAGUCAAAAUAUGUUUGGAAGAAAUUUCUAAUCAAUGCUAAUUUUUUGAUAUAAUUUCCGUUCUCAAGUAGAAAAUCAAGGUUCAAGAAUAUGAAAUUGCCGUCCACGUUGGAAACACUUUGUGUGUGAUAUUAAAAUACAAUUAACACGAGAGAGUUAAAUACAUAAAUACAUGUGAACAUGUUGGACGACGCUGAUUCAGCAAAGCCAGAAUGGCAAGUUUGAAAUACGGAAGUAGCUUGCGGAAUGAAUUAUCUGUCUUGGCGCUAACAUAAUAAAGCAGUAAAAUGUAUCCAUAAGAUUUCUCCGCUCUGCGACCGCCGAAUUUUCAGUUAUAACGUUUCUCAUUUUCUAGUUUUACUGUACUUAACUUUUUUUUAUCGCAUGUCACGACACUGCCGUAGCUUGAAGCAACUGCGAGAGGAAAAUUGGCCUUUGCGAGCGGAGAAAGCCGAAGACCUAGUCGUGCGACGAGGUGUAAUAAUGCAAUGCGACUUAAUUAAUUACUAAGUAAUUAUUAAUUGCGUAUUCGUAAUUUCAGUCUAAUUUUAAUACGUUAAAUAAAUGUAAAAUAAUUAAAUACAAUAGCUGACGCAGCAUCACGACAAUUCUUUUUUUAUCAUAAUUAUGAUUAAUUUCUAAUAAGCAUUUUAAGAAUUUAAUUAUAAUAAUAAAUUUAGAGAAUUUUCUAAUAGAAGAAAUUUAGAAUGUGAAAAAUUUUCAUGAUUACGAGAAUUUAUAUCGAUGUUGACUGUGAGACAAAAUAUAAUGCGCUGCAUUACUGAAAUUACAGCAGAUUUCAAUCAGAUAAAAGAAGGUGCGUUUAGAAGGAACUGUACGAUUGCAAAUGACAAUUAUUAAUAAAAUGUAAAAUG